GGAGCGCGGGGGCCGCGCAACGCUCCGCGCUCCGCCGCCUCCGUCCCGCAUCCCUCCUCCAGCCCUGCUUCCAGCCCUGCUUCCCUCCUCCGACCCUGCUUCCCUCCUCCAGCCCUGCAUCCCCGCCCCCCGCGCCGGGGGCUUUGCCGUUCCCAGAGGUUUCGCCGUGGCCGAGAGAACGGCAAGAGCUCUGCUAUCAUGUCAGUCAGCGUCCACGAGAACCGUAAAUCCCGGACUAGCACGGGCUCCAUGAACAUCUUGCUUUUUCACAAAGCUUCCCACCCGGACUGUGUCCUGUCCCACCUGAACACCCUGCGGAAGCACUGCAUGUUCACCGAUGUCACUCUUUGGGCAGGAAACAGGUCGUUCCCGUGCCACCGGGCAGUGCUGGCUGCCUCCAGCAGGUACUUUGAGGCCAUGUUUAGCAACGGCCUCCGGGAGAGCCUGGAUGAUGAGGUGAACUUCCAUGACAGCCUCCACCCAGAGGUGCUGGAGCUACUGCUGGACUUUGCCUACUCCUCUCGGAUCAUUAUCAAUGAGGAAAACGCUGAGUCCCUCCUGGAAGCUGGAGACAUGCUGCAGUUCCAUGACGUCCGAGAUGCAGCGGCCGAGUUCCUGGAGAAGAACCUUUACCCUUCCAACUGCCUGGGCAUGAUGCUGCUCUCGGAUGCUCAUCAGUGCCGACGGCUCUAUGAGCUCUCCUGGAGGAUGUGCCUGGUCAACUUUGAGACUGUUCACAAGAGUGAGGACUUCAACAACCUUUCCAAGGACACUUUGCUGGACCUCAUCUCCAGCGAUGAGCUGGAAAUUGAGGAUGAAGAAAAAGUCUUUAAGGCUGUCAUCCAGUGGGUGAAAUACGAUCUGGAUGAGCGGAAGGCUUAUCUCCCAGAGCUUCUGAGGAAUGUUCGUCUGGCUUUGCUUCCUUCUGAAUGCCUCAAGGAAGCCUUGGCUUGUGAGGACUUGAUCAUGGUGGAUGAAAGGAACAAGAUUGUCUUGGAUGAAGCUAUUCAAUGCAAGAAGAAGAUCCUCCAGAAUGAUGGAGUCGUCACCAGUCCCUGUGCCAGGCCUCGCAAAGCUGGGCACACCUUGCUGAUCCUGGGAGGACAGACCUUCAUGUGUGAUAAGAUUUACCAAGUAGACCACAAAGCAAAGGAAAUUAUCCCCAAAGCAGACCUGCCAAGUCCACGGAAGGAGUUUAGUGCCUGUGCCAUUGGUUGCAAAGUAUAUAUCACUGGAGGCAGAGGCUCAGAGAACGGGGUCUCGAAAGAUGUGUGGGUGUAUGACACUGUUCAUGAGGAAUGGUCCAAAGCUGCCCCAAUGUUAAUCGCUCGGUUUGGACAUGGCUCGGCCGAAUUGGAAAACUGCCUGUAUGUGGUUGGUGGACACACUGCAGUGGCUGGAGUCUUUCCUGCAUCUCCUUCUGUUUCCUUGAAGCAAGUGGAGAAGUACGAUCCCAUAUCCAACAAAUGGACAAUGGUGGCUCCUUUGAGAGAUGGAGUGAGCAACGCUGCAGUGGUGAGUGCCAGACUCAAGCUUUUCGUCUUUGGUGGGACCAGCAUUCACCGGGACAUGGUGUCCAAAGUCCAGUGUUACGAUCCAGCUGAGAAUCGAUGGAUGAUCAAAGCCGAAUGCCCACAGCCCUGGCGCUACACGGCAGCCGCUGUCCUGGGCAGCCAGAUUUUCAUCAUGGGAGGGGACACAGAGUUCACGGCAGCGUCCGCGUACCGCUUUGACUGCGAGACGGACCAGUGGACACGCAUCGGGGACAUGACGGCCAAGCGCAUGUCGUGCCACGCUUUGGCCUCAGGGAAUAAACUGUAUGUGGUAGGGGGUUAUUUUGGCACUCAGAGGUGCAAAACGCUGGACUGCUACGACCCUACGUCAGACACAUGGAACUGUAUCACAACGGUGCCUUACUCGCUCAUCCCCACAGCUUUUGUCAGCACCUGGAAGCAUUUGCCGUCAUGAUGAGGGGCAGGGCUCGGGGGGGCUUGUAUCCAGGAGGUCAAUAAGAUGCCAGAGUCACAUCCAUGUCCCCUCUCGUGCAGUUGGAGCUGACAGCACUGUGACUGAGUCCCCUCCUGUCAUCCCGCCCAGGACUCCGAGGCAACUUUCACGUCCCUUCCCAGCACCAGGAGUGGGAGGCACAGCCAGACUCUACACUGGCAUCACAUCACGGGGCGACCAAGGGCCACUCGGCCCCGCCACUGGCCACUGGCCAUCACGCAGGGAUGGCACAGAGCCAGGAGCACUGGCUGCAAGGCAGGGGCUGGGCACGAGGGGCACAGGCUUGUGGGCACCAGUGGGCCACCAGGACCAGAGAGAUGGAGGCUGCAUCCCUGCUGGGCAGCCCUUAUGUACUUUUUGUUACUCAGUUGGGGGGUUAGGAGAUACUAAUUUUUUUUUAAAGGCAGCAAACUUGCUAUUGUCAAUGCUUGCUGCUUGGGUGACUUGGAAGUGUUUGUUAAGGGGAAUGGGGUGAGAGCACCUGGCCCUCCCCAUCCUCUGGCCGCUCAACGGAGGCGAUGGCUGUAGAAACAUUAAAGUGUGGGAGCUUGGGGUGGCUGCCAGCAGCACCAGGUACUGCGGUGAAACAAGGCAGGUGCCUUUUGUUUUGCACUUUGGGCCUUUUAAAUUUUUUUUCCCCCUUUCCUCGCUGCAGCCAGUUGUGAUUUGGUUGGAGGCCGAGUAGCUCCCCACACACAGCUGCUGGGAAGAGCACAGCAGCUCUGUUAGUGUGCCAAGGCACCGGCACCACUGCUCAGAUAUUCACCAGAUAAAGCCCACUGUGUGAUCAGAGCCGGUCUGCUGAGCUUCCCUCCGCGUGGGUGAGGGUGUAAUUAGCACAGGAGCAGAAACAGGGCUGCAGCUCGUGCCUUGGGAGGGGGCAUCUUGCCACCAGCGAGGCCUCAGAGGGAGAGCAAGUGGAUUAGAGGAGCAUGGCAGGGUGAGCAGGGGAGGGAUCCCCCUUAUUCCCACGGCACCCCACAUCCUGGCUUCACCUUGCAGAGAUGUGAGUGUUUCUGACUGCACGCUGCCUGCUCGUGGUUGGGCUGAGGCUGCCCCAGGUUAUCCACACAUGCUGGCUGCUGACUGUGUUUGGGUUUAUGCAUCCAAGAGCUGUCAGCCCGAGUUGCUCCUCACUCAUGCUGUGAAGGAGGGCACAUGGAUUUGGGAUGUCAAGACAGGGAUGCAGCUCCUGCCUGGCCUCUUUAGGGCUGGCCACUGCCAAGGACUGGUCCUGCACCAACCCAGCAUCCCACUUCCCUGCACAGCAGAUCCGCAGAUGCUCCAGGCUUGCCUUUUGCCCCUGGAUUAGGCUGAGCUGUAGCCUGGCCAGCUGAAUGAUGCAAUGCUCUGAAAAGCCUUGACACAGCUUCAAACAACAAAGGUCUUUUCGGAGCAGCGGGUGCCCGUUGCUGCCGGGGAGAACACACGUUUUGCACAGCCAGUCUGCGAUGCGCUGAAUGACGUUUAUUUACGUUUUCUAGUCUUUUUUUUUUUUUUCCCUUCAGCUGCUUGUGAACUUUAAUAAAAAUGAUGAUCUGGGAAACC
This is a messenger RNA of Pipra filicauda (Wire-tailed manakin), 3555 nucleotides long. RefSeq names its product kelch like family member 25 (gene KLHL25). The record is from RefSeq and is a predicted model, not a curated record. Lineage: Eukaryota; Metazoa; Chordata; Aves; Passeriformes; Pipridae. The transcript has 3 exons. Gene Ontology annotation, molecular function: protein binding. Bases 199 to 1968 code for a protein of 589 amino acids.